Messenger RNA from Ceutorhynchus assimilis (cabbage seed weevil), 4060 nucleotides. The record is from the annotation of a GenBank genome assembly. Lineage: Eukaryota; Metazoa; Arthropoda; Insecta; Coleoptera; Curculionidae.
CCGUGCAAAAGUACAGUCGUGUUCUGGGAGCAGUAAAACCGAAAACGCUAUAUGACUGUUGAUACCACAUGACAGUCAAACGUCAAUCAAUCAUUUUCAAAUCCUCAUUUAAAACCAAGAUCAACGGUCAACGGAAAAACGGCCAUUUGAAUCCUUUCUUCCUUCAGUUCGUCAUUCGUCCCAUCCUCUGCCAAAGAAUUUUAUAUUUUAAAUUUAUAUCCUUAUACUUAUUGUGUUUUUUUAAUUUUUAACCGUAUGUAUUUGUUCCUUUAGUACUUUAGUAGUGUUAAUUUAAUUCAACAAGAAGUUGUAAGAAGUAAGAAUAGAAGAAGUAACGUUGUAGGUAGUUUUUUUUUUCAAUAAAAAUAUGGAUUCGAAAGUCGAUUCAACUGCAGUUAAAGUGGCAGUAAGAGUAAGGCCUCUGGUUCAAACGGAAAUUGCUAGAGGAUGUCAGGAAAUCGUCGAAGUUAUUCCUGAAAACGAACAAGUUGUACUUAAAUCCCUUGACAAAGCCUUCACAUUUAAUUAUGUUUUGGGAAGCAAUACCGAACAAGAUGAACUUUAUAAUAGAUGUGUAGCUCCACUACUCAAGAGUUUAUUUGAAGGCUUCAAUGUGACAAUCUUUGCCUAUGGACAGACAGGCUCUGGUAAAACCCAUUCAAUGGGAACUGCCUACUGCGAAGGCGAAAAUGUAGGCGUUAUUCCUAGAGCUGUGCACGAAAUAUUCAGCACUGUUAAAGAUCAAUUUUCUUUUGACUUCACUAUCACAGUUUCCUUUGUGGAAUUGUACCGGGAAAUUCUCUAUGAUCUUAUGUCAGAAAAAUCAAAGGAACAGUGUAUACUGGAAAUACGUGAAGAUUUGACAAAAGGCAUCCAUAUUCCGAAUUUAACGGAAAUUCCGGUUGAGUCUGCACAACAAAUACUAGAUGUCCUGAUCAAAGGAUCUCGCGGGCGAGCCACUGCAUCAACUAACAUGAACGCUACAAGCUCAAGAAGCCAUUCAAUUUUUACCGUUAACCUUGCCAUGCAACAUAAAGUCGAAAAACAUCAAAACAGGACUGCCAAACUGCAUUUGGUCGAUCUGGCUGGCUCAGAACGACCUAAAAAGACCGGUGCAAGUGGCACGACAUUUAAAGAAGGCGUCGACAUCAAUAAAGGACUAUUCGUGCUCGGCAAAGUUAUAAGCGCCCUGGGCGACGAAAAAUCGCAAAAUAAUUUUGUUCCUUACAGAGACAGCAAUUUAACCAGACUCUUGAAAGAUUCGCUGGGUGGCAACAGCGUCACACUGAUGAUAGCCUGCAUCAGUCCGGCCGAUUAUAAUUUGGAAGAAACCUUAUCGACAUUGAGAUAUGCAGACCGGGCCAGGAAAAUCAAAAACAAACCGAUUGUGAAUCAAGAUCCAAAAACUGCACAAAUAAAUGACUUAAAGAAGCAGAUAAAGCUUUUACAGUUACAGAUUGUUGGCCAAGGUGGGCCAAUGAUCACUGCUAGUGAGAUUGAUCACCUAAAAGCCAGCAAUCAGGAGCUGAAAGCUCAAUUAUCUGCAGCCUUGUUGGAUAAAACCGGUUUACACGAGAAAGUCCACAUACUACAAACCGCCAAUGAAGUGCGGGACGAAAAAGUAUCGAAACUUAAGGAUGAUUUCAAUAUUGCGUGCACUCAAAUUAACCUAGGGUUAGAAAAUCAGGACCUAGAAAUUGUUAAAGAAAACGUCGCCAAGUUGACUGAGAUACAACAAAAUUUCAACAAUUUACACAGUGACCAACUAAAAACUCAGGAUGCAAUAAGAAAUCACGAGGAAACAUUUGAAAUUCUGGUACAGUCAGCCACAAAAACAUCUCAUAUGCCAAUAGAUGUCCAAGAAAAAGAAGAAUCGCAUAGAACAGUUCAAUUGGACCUAAAUUCCCAACUGCAAGAAGUCUUCAAACAGUUGGCACUAAAAGAACAGUUGGCAAGGCAAUUGCAGGCAAAUACUCAGUACAUGGUUGACGAACAAGGCAUGCUAGAAACUGCCAGAAAAAUUGAAAACUUAGAGAAAGAGAAACAUGAACUAUUGCAGCAAUUGAAAAAUGUUAAGUGUCAGGAAAAUUCGCAAAAAGUGUCUGAAAAACGGAGAAAGAGAGUACAAGAACUGGAAGAACAACUCAAGGAUUUGAAGAAAAAGGUCACAGAACAAUCUCGUCUUAUUAGGCUUAAAGAAAAAGAUGAGCAAAAAAUCAGACAACUCAAUCACGAAAUAGUCAGCAUCAAAACCGCCAAAGUAAAAUUAUUCAAACAAAUGCGAGAGGAGGCCGACAAGUUUAGGACUUUGAAACAAGACAGCGAAAGGAAACUAGCACGUGUUAAACAACAAGACAACAAAAAUAAGACGGAAAUGGCUAAAAUGAAGGUGGCACAUGAAAAGCAGAAGAACGUGCUAAAAAGAAAAUUCGAAGAGGCCGCUGCGCUCAGUAAAAGAUUACAGAACAUGUUGUUGAAACGUAAUCAUGUUCAAGAAAAUAAGUUUUCUAAUAAAUAUGAGAAAGUUGCAAACUGGCUAAGAGAAGAACUAGAGGUUCAUGUGAACUUGGCCGAGGCUCAAUUUACGUUAGAUGAGUUACUAGAGGACAGAGCUACUCUUCAAAAACAGAUGGACGAUUUAAAAGCAAAUCCAGAAACGGAAAACGGUCUCGAAGUAAAAAGUAUCGAGAGCGAUUUGGAGUUGAGGUCGUUGCAAAUCCAAGAAUUGCAGCAGAAGCUCUUAGACUCUGAUGAAGGUAGUAAAUCCAAAGUGAGAUUUGAUGUAGUUCAAACCAUGAUAGAAGCAAAAUAUGCAUUGAGGUCCAUUUUCGAACAAGCUGCUGAAAAUGGCAAAAUAAUGGUUCAAGUUAGACGUGCUAUGACGGAGUUGCAAGAGUCAUAUAAAGAGGUAAUGGAAAAAAAUUCCCAACUUGAGGCAAACUUCGCCGAACAGAUGGCAAAUACUGAAAGAGAAUAUCAGGAAAAGGUGGGCGUUUUAUUAAAGCAAAUGCGAGGCAUAAAGAACAAAGAUGUAAGUCCAGAAUCUGAAGUGUUAUACAGAUGUGAGAUCCAGGAUGAAAAAAUAGUGGAUCAAGAGUCAACCAUACAACAACAGCAACAAAAGAUUGAAGAAUUGCAAGAAAAACUCAAAGCCAUCCAGGAUACAGCAGCACAACAAUUAGAUAAUUCAAAUAAACGAAUUCGAAGGGACCAAACAUUUACUGCUCCAGAUGAUGUGGAUUUGGUGGAAAAAACACCACAACACAUAGAAUACCGCAGACCACAAAAAUUCAAAUUGAAAAAAUCCUCUGUAGUGGUGGACUUUGCGGAUUUAAGUGAUGAAGACAUUGAAAAUAAUAUUGCGGAUGAUGUCAAGAAUGAUCCCGAUUGGAGAAAUACUCCGUUGGGUAAGCGCCUAAUCAAAGAACAAAAAAGCAAACUGAUAGUGCUAGGAAGUAAUACUUUGAAUUUUAUGGACGCCGAAUCUGACUCGCUGGCAGGGUCCAAACGUUCAUCGAAUGGUGGCUGCACAUGCAGAGGGAACUGCAAAUCUUCCAAGUGUGGCUGUAAAAAACUCCAAAAAUCUUGUACAUCUUCAUGCAGAUGCAAAGAAACGUGUGAGAACCAACAAAUAUCCCAUUCAGAAGUGACAUCCACUGUAAAUCAAAUAAAUCCUAAUGAGUCAGACGAACAAGACGAUCAAUUCAAAAAGCAAAGAGACCCAGCCAAUUCCAGUCCUAAUUUAUACCAAAAUAGAAAAUUCCGAAGAGCUACAAGGUUUCAAGAUCCUGCAAUAUUGCAAUAUCAUUGAUUAGAUGAACAUGUUUCCGAUACAGAGAAACUACCUGCACCUACAAUUAUUCCUACAAAACUUAAGAAAAGCAGAUUUAUUGUGAAAAAUAACUAACUUUAUUUUUUAUAACUAUUUUAUUCAAUUUUAAGAUUUUGUACUGUAUAAUUAUUAGACAUAGAUAUAGACUGUGAUUAUUUAACUGAUUUAUUUUUUAUAGGUUUAGGAUUUAUGAAGUUAGUCUGUCAGUGUAUUCCUGACUAAGCUUUU